UGCUAUCGUCAGCUGGCAGCUGCAGUUAUGUUGUUCGGUAGAAGUUUACUUAAUCAUUAUUUUAAAUAUAAGAGAAAAGUAAUUCAAAACAUAACUGAAAUAAAUAGGCGAUGUAUUGCCACCUGCCAGUCACCCAAAGUGCUGUUUUUUGGAACCGACAAUUUCUCAUUGCCAAGUUUACAAAAACUGCAUCAAAACAAAGUGGAAGUUGGCGUCGUUACUUCAUUCAAGAGUCCCGCCAACUGUGUCCGAAGCUACGCCGAGCUGCAGAAGCUUCCUCUCUACCGAUGGCCCAUUACGGCGGAACAGUGUGCCGCCUACGAGGUGGGCGUGGUUGUCUCCUUCGGUCAUAUGAUACCGUUGCCCAUUAUAAAUGCUUUUCCCAGCGGAAUCAUUAACGUUCAUGCCAGUUUGCUUCCUCGUUGGCGCGGAGCAGCUCCGAUAAUCUACGCAAUCAUGAAAGGCGACACUAAAACGGGAGUUUCGAUUAUGCAGAUUCAGCCACAUCAUUUUGACAUUGGCGAUAUCCUGGCGCAGCGUGAAUUGCCCAUUAGAAGCGACAUUCACAUGCCGGAGCUCCAUUCUGCCCUCUCCCAAUUGGGAGCUGACUUGCUGCUGGAUACCGUUCAUAAUCUAAAGGAUCAACUGGCAAAGGCGACGCCACAAGAUGAAAAGUUAGCCAGUUUUGCACCAAAAAUAACAUCUCGUAUUACGGAGAUCAUGUGGUCUGAACAAACUGCAUCGGAGCUGUACGCGCGAUAUCGUGCUCUAUAUGGAUUCAAAUGCCUGACCACAAGUUUUGUGGAUAAGCAGGUGCAGCUCAUAGAGGUGCAACAGCCGCAACAACAAUUAGCAGCGUCUCUGACUCCAGGUCAAUUCACCUUUCACCGAGGCCGCAAAUCUCUGAUGAUUGGCUGUGCCGGAGGCACUUUACUGGAAGUUACUCAGAUACGUCUAGAGGGCAAAAAACCAAUGAGUGCGCAAGAUUUCAACAAUGGAUUUCUGAAGAGAGCUGCUUCGUUAGAGUUUACGCGAAAUAAACAUGUUGCCUGUUGUUAACAAACUGCAAACUAA
This is a messenger RNA of Drosophila innubila, 1074 nucleotides long. RefSeq names its product methionyl-tRNA formyltransferase, mitochondrial. The transcript has 3 exons. Gene Ontology annotation, cellular component: mitochondrion. Lineage: Eukaryota; Metazoa; Arthropoda; Insecta; Diptera; Drosophilidae. Gene Ontology annotation, biological process: conversion of methionyl-tRNA to N-formyl-methionyl-tRNA; biosynthetic process. Gene Ontology annotation, molecular function: methionyl-tRNA formyltransferase activity. Bases 28 to 1059 code for a protein of 343 amino acids. The record is from RefSeq and is a predicted model, not a curated record.